AGGGCUGGGACCCGAGAGCUCGCGCGACCACUUUCCCUCCAGUCUCCUCCAGCACCGCGUCGCAAACGGGGCCGGAAAGCGUGGCGGCGCAGGCGCAGGCGCCGAGAGCGGAGGCGGUGGUGGUGGCGGCCGCUGGCCAGUGUAAGAUGGCGGCGGCGUUGGUGGCGGCAGUGGACGGGGCGGCUGGGCCUGAAGCAGUCGGAGCAGCCGCUGGCAGAAGGAUGACCCGAGACGGGAAGCGGGCUGCUGAGCCUCGCCGGCUCCCGUGCUUGUAACUGCCCCAGCCGGACACCCCCCCCCUUGACCUACCCGGUCCGUGUCUCGUUCCGGCUUGGCCUGACCCCCUCGCCCCUGGCCCGCUCCCCGUCAGGAUAGGUUGGAGGACUCCUUCUCCAAGCUCCCAGGGCUCAGGUCUUUUCCUGGCCCCGACCCGAGUCUCCGCCGGGAGGACUGGCUGCCCUUGCCUCAGCCCUUCAGUGAAUCAACAGACCUAUUUUCUCAGGAGCUCAGCCUGGCCCUCCUUCAGAGAUAAAGAAGGAAAGGCUGGCUACAAUAAACACCAGUCAAGAUGUCCAGCAAAGGGAACAGUGCGGAUGGCAAAACAGACUUAGCCAAUGGAAGCCUGUCUAGCAGUCCAGAGGAGAUGUCUGGCGCUGAGGAGGGGAGGGAGACGUCCUCAGGCAUUGAAGUGGAGGCCUCAGACCUGAGCUUGAGCUUGACUGGGGAAGACGGUGGCCCCAACCGUGCCGGCACAGGAAGCCGGGGCACAGAUACAGAGAGCUCAGGUGAAGACAAGGACUCUGACAGCAUGGAGGACACGGGCCAUUACUCCAUUAACGAUGAAAACCAAGUCCAUGACCGCUCAGAGGAAGAGGAGGAGGAGGAGGAGGAGGAGGAGGAGGAGGAGGAGGAAGAGCAUCCUCGGCGCCGUGUCCAGCGGAAGCGGGCCAACCGUGACCAGGACUCCUCGGACGAUGAGCGGGCCCUGGAGGACUGGGUGUCUUCAGAGACGUCCGCGCUGCCUCGACCGCGCUGGCAAGCCCUCCCCGCCCUCCGGGAGCGGGAGCUGGGCUCCAGCGCCCGCUUUGUGUAUGAGGCCUGUGGAGCGAGAGUCUUCGUGCAGCGCUUCCGCCUGCAGCACGGGCUCGAGGGCCAUACUGGCUGUGUCAACACCCUGCACUUUAACCAGCGCGGCACCUGGCUGGCCAGUGGCAGCGAUGACCUGAAGGUGGUGGUUUGGGACUGGGUGCGGCGGCAGCCAGUGCUGGACUUUGAGAGCGGCCACAAAAGCAAUGUCUUCCAGGCCAAGUUCCUUCCUAACAGCGGGGACUCCACCCUGGCCAUGUGUGCCCGUGACGGGCAGGUGCGAGUGGCAGAGCUGUCUGCCACUCAGUGUUGCAAGAACACGAAGCGUGUGGCCCAGCACAAGGGAGCGUCCCACAAGCUGGCCCUGGAACCCGACUCUCCCUGUACGUUCCUGUCUGCGGGUGAAGACGCCGUUGUUUUCACCAUUGACCUCAGACAAGACCGGCCUGCCUCGAAACUGGUGGUGACAAAGGAGAAGGAGAAGAAAGUGGGGCUGUAUACAAUCUAUGUGAAUCCUGCCAAUACCCACCAGUUUGCAGUGGGUGGACGAGACCAGUUUGUAAGGAUUUACGACCAGAGGAAAAUCGAUGAGAACGAGAACAACGGAGUGCUCAAGAAAUUCUGUCCUCACCACCUGGUGAACAGUGAGUCCAAAGCAAACAUCACCUGUCUUGUGUACAGCCACGACGGCACAGAGCUCCUGGCCAGCUACAACGAUGAAGACAUUUACCUCUUCAACUCCUCUCACAGCGAUGGGGCCCAGUAUGUGAAGAGAUACAAGGGCCACAGGAACAAUGCCACAGUAAAAGGCGUCAAUUUCUACGGCCCCAAGAGUGAGUUUGUGGUGAGCGGCAGUGACUGCGGGCACAUCUUCCUCUGGGAGAAGUCCUCCUGCCAGAUCGGAAGAGCCUCCGGCCUGAGUGAGGGAUCUCUCGGCAUGCACUUCUCCCAAGGAGGAGCGUUGGGGUUGAGGGCUCUCCACGCCACAUGCCUCAUCGCUCAGGGGUAGCUGAGUAGUGACCUUGACUAGAUCCGGGGUCAGUGGAUCCAAGGUAGAAGGAGCAUUUCCCAGACAGUCGGGCGAGUCAGAAUAUGGUCCACACGUCCUUUCCCGGGGCCUUCGAUGUGAAGUUUAUGUCACGUGACAGCAGCAUUUUGUGUAGGGCAUCCUGGUACUUAGGAGAUAUAUAUUAAACAUCUAAAGGUGAAGUGUCUUAUUUAUAUUUAAAUGAACAUAAACCCAUGACACAGACAUGUAGAUGGGACAGAGCACACGUGGCAAGUUGUUGUCGCUUAGUGACCGAGCAGCCUGCGGUGCGGCCCAUGGUCCAGUCCGUCUGCUGUCCUUUGAAUUCUAAACGCCCUUCAUAGGGCUGGGGCAGAGAGGAAGCUUGAGGGGUCCUGAACCGGGGGUGGCACGUGGUCAGCUCUUACGAUGUAUCUAGCUAAUCAGACAUUUUUUUUCUUUUUUGAGACCCAGACUCCAAAAGGAGUUUAGUGGUUCCUCUUAUAAGGUUUUUGGACUGCAGCAGAUCUGAAAAAGGCAUUUCGGGAGACGGCCUUGUACUGACUGCCCAAGGCCUCUGGCCACGAGCCUCUAAGGAGGGGCUUUCAUCCCGUCUGAGCUCUGGGGAGAUGUGAAGAGUCCAUCUCUUCCGGAGGUUUCCAGACAGUGGUGCUAGAGUUUAAAAUGGUUCUUUGUAGGCAGGCUCCCUUUCCUUGUGUGUUUCUUGCCCUCACAGGAAGCUCUUUCAGACGUUUUUCUGGUUUUGUCUAAGAUUUCGGGACCUGGGGCCAGUAUAGAUCAAGGCUUCUCUGGCCGGGGCGUAUGUGGAGAGGGUGGAGGGCUUGACGGUGCGUCUCGCUGUCGCCUGGCCCCGUCCUGCCCUUCCACGGCCCUCCUCCGCCAUCUGCAGUGAACAGACUACAGUGCCGGAGUCUCCGUGAGGGUUCUGCAGUAGGGCGUGUAGUCGGAAGGAAGUCAGGGGCCAGUGAAUCUUUUCUAGAUCAUAGACGAUCUUGCGUUCCCUUCCGGAGAGGCGCAGGGCUGGAUGCCCUCUCCCAAGCCACUCUGCAGGCCAGUUUGCUUUCAGCUCCACCUGUAUCAGGGUGUGAUGGGAAAUCCAGGUUCCCAGGCGGGGAGGGCAACUGCGUGGGAUAGGAGGGCCCCACGCCUGGAUCUCGCGGUCACAAGAGAGAGACUAGAACAGGAGAUCUAGACAGGCACCCUGAAGCGAG
Molecule: messenger RNA, 3324 nt
Organism: Suricata suricatta (meerkat)
Lineage: Eukaryota; Metazoa; Chordata; Mammalia; Carnivora; Herpestidae
Gene: DCAF8
Product: DDB1 and CUL4 associated factor 8
Exons: 12
Coding region: 569-2095 (508 amino acids)
Cellular component (GO): cytoplasm; Cul4-RING E3 ubiquitin ligase complex
Molecular function (GO): protein binding
Source: RefSeq, a predicted model, not a curated record